UACAGGUCUAUACAUUUUUUAAAAUGUGGCUAAUGGUUUAUGUUAACGUGUGUGGCUUCUUUGUAUUUUCUAGAACUGUUUCACUCUUAGAAAACAUAUGUUUUCCUGGUGCCUGACAUAUUACCCUAAGCUACAGAAAUGCUUAUUUUGUUAUCCCUGGAAUUUUGAUGAAUGUUGUUGUGUUCUAGGUCUUAGCUCAAGUUGGUUGGAGCUUUCACUUUCUCUUUUUUAUUUGACAAGAUUUGCUUUUGUGAGGGUAGUUAGUAGCACUUCAUUAAGUACUUUGAAAUCUGAAGUGAUUAUAUAAAAAAUGUUGGAAGAAUCUUGUUAUGCUUAUUUUCCUAUAGCAUAUGGUGGAAGCAUAUUAAAAAUUUGAGUAUUUGAAUGGUUAUGUCAAUAUUGAGUGCAAGGUAUAGACUGCUCGCCCAUGAAUAUUCCUCUAUGACAUACCACGAGCAACUAGUUAGCAAGCUACCCAUUACUCUACUAUUUUCUCAUCUAUAUAUGUUCCCCCUUUAGAAUGAGUUUAUCAUUGAAAAAUCUGUGAUUUCAGUGUCCUAGGUGAUAUAGAAAUAGAACUAAUUAUCUGUACUUGGAUUUCGUAGUAAUUUGAGUCACGCAUGCCAAAUGCAUAAUGCCGUAAUCCUAAAAGACUAUGCGGGCCUGUAAUUAUAAUGUGUUCAGCCUCCCUUUUCUCUUUCAAUUUUAAACAUAAAAUUUUGAAGUUUGUUAUUUUAUUUUACAUCCUUUUCUCUCUGCCUAUCUUUUCUGAUUCAAUUUCAUAAUUUUUAGUCAUCCUUUUCAUAUUAGUGAUUUUUUGCGGGCUUUAAUGAAAUUUUAUGUCUAUUAACAACGGUCAUUCAUUUUUGCAUGCAACUGCUUGUCAACUAUGAAUGGGAGAUGAGGAGAUGUGAAACAACUCCCUAAUAAAAUAGGCAGCGAGUUCCCAUCAUUUAAAAGAGUGCGCAAAAUUCGAAAUGAUGGCUUUUUAUUGUUGCCCAGAGGUUGGUAUUCCUCAAUGGGAAAACGAUAAAGAAGCAGAAAUUUUACGUGUUGGACAUGUCAAACCUGAAAUACUUAGCUGGUCACCGCGAAUAAUUGUAUUACACAACUUUUUGAGCAUGGAGGAAUGUGACUAUCUAAGAGCCACAGCCCUCCCUCGCCUUCAAACUUCCACAGUGGUUGAUGCAAAAACAGGGAAGGGAAUGAAAAGUAAUGUAAGGACGAGCUCUGGAAUGUUUCUGAGUUCUGAAGAGAGGAAGUCUCCGAUGGUACAGGCAAUUGAAAAAAGGAUAUCAGUGUAUUCCCAAGUGCCGAUAGAAAAUGGGGAGCUCGUCCAAGUUUUAAGGUAUGAAAAGAGUCAGUUUUACAGGCCCCAUCAUGACUACUUCUCUGACACUUUUAACUUGAAGCGCGGUGGUCAGCGUGUAGCAACAAUGCUGAUGUAUUUAAGUGACAAUGUUGAGGGGGGAGAAACAUACUUUCCCAUGGCUGGUUCAGGUGAAUGCAGUUGUGGUGGGAAGAUUGUCAAAGGGUUGUCUGUAAAGCCUAUUAAAGGAGAUGCUGUGCUUUUCUGGAGCAUGGGGCUAGAUGGACAGUCAGAUCCAAAAAGCAUACAUGGAGGAUGUGAGGUUCUGGCAGGGGAGAAGUGGUCUGCUACAAAAUGGAUGAGGCAAAGAGCUACUUCUUGACUUCUUACAUUUCUUAUCUUAGGAAUUAAAAAAGGUGCUUCCCUUACAGAUAUCACCUAAACCACAUCUGCAUAUAAAUGAUUAGAGAAUGUGUAUAAGUGCAUUAAUAGUAAGUUACAAUAAAUAGAGGUCUAGUGUUGGUUUAUGAUUCUUUCUCCAAUAGAAGUCUAGUUUUAUGAUUCUGAUAUUAGAAGGUUGAGACUGAUCAUCAAUCCCAUGAAAGAACUAUCCUGGAACAUAUUCUCUUUAAUGUGUCCUUAUUAUUUUUGGUUACAGCUGGCCCUAAUAAUUCAUAACCGGAUUGGCAUGAAAA
Molecule: messenger RNA, 2004 nt
Organism: Ricinus communis (castor bean)
Lineage: Eukaryota; Viridiplantae; Streptophyta; Magnoliopsida; Malpighiales; Euphorbiaceae
Product: prolyl 4-hydroxylase 1
Exons: 11
Coding region: 978-1691 (237 amino acids)
Biological process (GO): peptidyl-proline hydroxylation to 4-hydroxy-L-proline
Cellular component (GO): endoplasmic reticulum
Molecular function (GO): L-ascorbic acid binding; procollagen-proline 4-dioxygenase activity; iron ion binding
Source: RefSeq, a predicted model, not a curated record